GAUCCACCCAUCCUCGCCUCGACCGAAUGAAAGGCUAUGGUUUUCUCCUGGAGGAUUUUUUGGGCAUUCCUCUUCUCCCCGAUUAGUUGUGAUCUCAGUUGGGAUUUCUUUGGCUUCAUGCUGAGAAAAGGAUUUUUUUUCAACCUUUUGCUAAGAAUCCGGUGGUGAUCAAGGAAAAGGGGGGAAAUAAAUCAUUCACCCUGGCCGAGAAAACACAAGCACUGAGAAGUCUCCAAGAAAUAGACCACGUGAGGGGGAAAAACUGGGAGAAGACCCGGAAUACCAUCGUUUUUCCUAUGGUAAAACCGGUGCCCCUCUUCAGGAAAACUGAUUUCCAAUUAUUAUUAUGCAACCACAGGGAUCUCUUCUUUCUCAGGGUGUCUAAGCUGCUGGAUUGCUUUUCGCCCAAAUCAAUGUGGUUUCUUUGGAACAUUUUCAGCAAAGGAACGCAUAUGCUGCAGUGUCUUUGUGGCAAGAGUCUUAAGAAAAACAAGAACCCAACUGAUCCCCAGCUCAAGGGAAUAGUGACCAGGUUGUAUUGCAGGCAAGGCUACUACUUGCAAAUGCACCCCGAUGGAGCUCUCGAUGGAACGAAGGAUGACAGCACGAAUUCCACACUGUUCAACCUCAUCCCAGUGGGACUACGUGUCGUCGCUAUCCAGGGAGUGAAGACAGGGUUGUAUAUAGCCAUGAAUGGAGAAGGCUACCUCUACCCAUCAGAACUUUUUACCCCUGAAUGCAAGUUUAAAGAAUCCGUUUUUGAAAACUAUUAUGUAAUCUAUUCAUCCAUGCUAUACAGACAACAGGAAUCUGGUAGAGCCUGGUUUUUGGGAUUAAAUAAAGAAGGGCAGGCUAUGAAAGGCAAUCGAGUAAAGAAAACCAAACCAGCAGCUCAUUUUCUACCCAAGCCAUUGGAAGUCGCCAUGUACCGAGAACCAUCUUUGCACGAUGUUGGAGAAACGGUCCCGAAGGCUGGGGUGACGCCGAGUAAAAGCACAAGUGCGUCUGCAAUAAUGAAUGGAGGCAAGCCAGUCAACAAGAGCAAGACCACAUAGCCAGAUCCUCGCGGGCGUUGUGACUUACUUGUCCUGAGCACCGCUGAGCGAUUUAUCUCCUUCCCAGACAUUCCUACUCCUGUGGCUGCCAAGCGGCGGGAGCAAGCUGAUGCUGGCUUUGUGCUGUCUUGAAACGUCUUUGUACUGCAGUGGAUAGAUCUGAACCUGUGGGUGCCCCCCCACGACAAGAAGACACGUGGACAACCAGCUAACUCAGACCAUGGAAUGCCCUACCAGAUAUGGAAUGCCUUUUUACUCUCUUUUCUGUGACUGUGACACUUUCUGUGAAUGACGUCCUUCACAAGUACACUCUAUACCUUUGCCUGCUGACAGCUACCCAUAACCCUUUUUGAGUCCCGUUUCAGCGAAAUCCAUGUGUUUCAGUUCGAUUUUGUAGCCCACAGAUAAUAUCGAGUAAUUUCUAGUUAGACGCUGUAAACCUGUGCUAUCCUGGAGUUCUCUUCUCCUUUUUACAAGGCUGCUCACUCCACUGUUCUGUGACCUUUUGGCAGGGAUUGUGACCCUCGGAAUCUCAAAUGUUGCAGUUGGCAUAGACUGGAGAGCAAAUCAGGGAAUGGGGGGAAGCCUUCUAAACCUAUUACGACAAAUCGCAUCUAUAAAGAUUUAAGAUUGUUGUCUCCGGCUCACAUUAUUGAUUAAACACACAUACAUGCUGUAUCCAGUAGCAGAUACUGUGCUCCCAAGAUGGCCAUUGCCCGGGUGGGACAAGGGUCAAACACAAUCAUGGAAAGCUUUCUACGAUCAGUGUUUGGCAUCCUCUCUAGUUUCUUUGUGUGCGUGUGUGUUUUAUACAUAUCACAAGCUUACUGGUAAUGGUAACAUUUGCCUUGCCCAGCGAGCAAGACCCACUGGUUUUUGAGAAAGUGGGUCCAAAGAUUUCUGUAGGCCUUGUGGGCCUGAUUAAGGUUCAUCUUUUUUUUUUUCAUCUAUGAAUCCUCAUUAUUGGGAAAAAUAAAAUUAAAAAGAAAUGAAAAACUCAGUCAUUACAGCCAACAAGAAAUGCACUACCUAAAUCCAUUUCCAACAGAGUCCUUCCUAUUUUUAACGGACGGAACUUGAUGUCCUCCAUGUUUCUGGGCUGUGUUUCCCUCAUACUUAGCCAAGCAUGGGCAAAGGCGGCUGUUGUGUUCUUUCUUGCAGCAGCAAUGCAAACAUUAGUUAUCCAUUAGACUUCAAUAUUUUUGGUGUUAAUGAGAAGUUUUUAAACUGGACGUAUUAGGAAAAAAUAUAUUAUUUUUAGCUCAGCAUGCUGAGUGUGGUACUGUGGAUCUCACCAGUACAAUACAGACCCCUAUCUCAACUUUUGGGGGCGCCAUGUUGCCGAAAGGCUAGGUUAGAGGUGCCUUGCCAUCAUCUCAGAAUACCAUCUGUCGAAUAUCCUAGAUUAAAGAAAAUAAAAUCAAGGCAGACCAACACACUCCAAACAAUAGGUUUUGGCGCCAUCCAAUUUUAUUUGUUUUAGUUUGCUUUUCAUUUCCUUUGGGACUGAAUCUGGCUAAAUUGGGAGCUUAGGGAAGACAACUAUUUUUCUUUUUCUUUAAAAAAAAAACAGGCCACAAAUAGUUGACAACACAGUGAAGAUUUCAUGCAAAAUGUUCACUAUUGGAUAUAAAGAGCUUCAAAAUGUUUAAUACUAAGCUGUUUGGAAAUAUAUUUGUUAACUCUGUGUACACUUAAUAAAUUUCAAUGUUUUCUUCUCAGAAGAGUGAUUUGAGACCAAACUGCACCUCAUUUAGAGAACACAGCUGAUGUGUGAUCGAUGUACUGGCCUCUUGCUGUUACGGCGGUGUGGAAGGAUGACCAGUUGCCAUUUGCCCCAUGUGCACUGUAUUUACUGGGAAAUUAUUAUUUUGUCACUGCUUUCAUAAAUCUCCGUGACAGCCCUUGCCCAGCAUUUAAAAUUUUUGGCCUUGCUUAGCUGAUUAAAGAUUCAUUAUAAAUUUAACUGCUUAUGCUCAUUUCAUUUCCAUAUUGGAUUCCAUUUUAAUAAAUAAAAAGUUAGCAUAA
Molecule: messenger RNA, 3083 nt
Organism: Dipodomys ordii (Ord's kangaroo rat)
Lineage: Eukaryota; Metazoa; Chordata; Mammalia; Rodentia; Heteromyidae
Gene: Fgf14
Product: fibroblast growth factor 14
Exons: 5
Coding region: 297-1055 (252 amino acids)
Biological process (GO): cell differentiation; regulation of cell migration; fibroblast growth factor receptor signaling pathway
Cellular component (GO): cytoplasm
Molecular function (GO): fibroblast growth factor receptor binding; growth factor activity
Source: RefSeq, a predicted model, not a curated record